AUGAGCUCCAGACGGGAGCUGGCGAGGACCGCCUCGUCGAACCUCCGCACAGGCGCCACCGGUCGUGCGAGCUUGCGCCCGACAACGACGCGAACUUCCAACUUGCGCUAUCAGAAUGGCCCUUCCAAAGUCGACAGAAGCCGCGCGACCUCACCUGCCGAGUCGAUCGCAUCCACCGCCACGACUGCGACGAAGCGCAAGGAGCGUGACUUCGAGUACGAGGGGUCUACUGCCGGAGAGACCAACAUCAGUGUUGUCGUAAGAUGCAGAGGCCGCAACGAGCGCGAAGUUCGCGAAAACAGUGCUCAAGUUGUCCGCGCCGAUGGCGCAAAGGGCGAGAACGUCGAGUUGUCUCUCGGCGCCAAUGCCCUCAGCAACAAAACAUACAACUUCGACCGCGUCUUUUCUGCUGCGGCCGACCAGACCAUGGUUUUCGACGAUGUCGUCAAGCCCAUCUUGGAAGAGAUGCUCGCUGGUUUCAACUGCACAAUUUUCGCCUACGGCCAAACAGGUACUGGCAAGACAUACACCAUGUCCGGAGACAUGACCGAGACUCUUGGCCUCCUGAAUGACAACGCCGGCAUCAUCCCGAGAGUCCUCCACGCCUUGUUUAACAAACUCGAAGUCGAUGAUACCGAGAGCUGUGUCAAGUGCUCCUUCAUCGAGCUUUAUAACGAAGACCUGCGCGAUCUGAUCUCCGUCGAGGAGGACCGUCAGAAGCUGAAGAUCUACGACGACACAUCGAGAAGGGGACACGCGACCACAGUCGUUCAGGGCAUGGAGGAGCGACACAUCAGGACCGCCUCCGAGGGCAUCAAGGUUCUUCAGGAUGGAAGCUUGAAGCGCCAAGUUGCGGCGACCAAGUGCAACGACCUCAGCAGUCGAAGUCACACCGUUUUCACCAUCACUGCUUACGUCCGCAAGAAGGGCGAAGACGGCGAGGAGGAUUAUGUCAGUGCCGGCAAGCUGAACCUGGUGGAUUUGGCCGGUAGCGAAAACAUCCAAAGAUCCGGUGCGGAGAACAAGCGCGCUGCCGAGGCAGGCCUGAUCAACAAGAGUCUUUUGACCCUCGGCAGAGUCAUCAAUGCCCUGGUCGACCGCAGCCAACACAUUCCCUACAGAGAGUCGAAGCUCACACGACUCCUGCAAGACUCUCUGGGCGGUCGCACGAAGACAUGCAUCAUCGCGACGAUAUCGCCCGCCAAGAGCAACCUCGAGGAGACGAUAUCAACACUUGACUACGCCUUCCGCGCCAAAAACAUUCGCAACAAGCCCCAACUCAACGCCAUGAUCAAUAAGAAAAUGCUACUUAGGGAUUUCGCGACUGAGAUCGAGAGGCUGAAGAGCGAGCUGAUUACGACUCGGCAGCGCAACGGCGUCUACCUCUCCAACGAGUCCUACGAAGAGAUGACGGCACAGAGCGAAUCGCGACGCAUCGUGGUGGAAGAGCAAGCGGCCAAGAUGGAGACCCUCGAGAAUAACCUCAAGAACAAGGUUCAGGAGCUUUUCGCUUUGACUUCCAGCUUCAUGGGCUUGAAGAAGGACCAUGAGGGUACUAAGGCAGAACUGGACCAGACGAAUGGUGUUCUCGAUCAGACAGAGCUCGUCCUCGCGGCUACGCGUAAGAGCCUGGCUGAGGAGACGCACUUGCGGAAGGCUCACCAAGAGACUGAGGAGAAGUUGGUCAAUGUUGGCGGUGAACUCAUUGCCACCCUGCAGAAGACUGUGCACGACGUCGAUGGGCUUCGGGCCAAGAACAAGCGCAAGUCUGACCUCCAGUCCAUCAACCGAAGCGCUUGGGGCACUGCUCAGGCCGAGGUUGCUGAGGUCACAUCCCUAGUGGAGCAAAGAGUGCAGAGCUUCCAGAGCAGGCAGCGGGAGAGUAUCACCGGCAUCUCCGAACGCAUGAAUGUCUUCGUUAGCGAAGAGCUGAAAAAGCUGUCUGACACUCAGAAGUUCUUGGACGAGCAAUUGGAGUCUUUCACCGAGUCGAAAAAGGAGCUCCUGGAGCAAAAGGAAAAGUCCAAGGAUGAAAUGGACGAUGUACUCGAGGAGAUCAAGGUCAUCCGGGACACCGUCAAGCAGCAAGUCGGCGAAGGCCUUCAGGCGAUUGCUGGCGCUGCCGAGCGCAUCGCGGCGGAUGUCCUCAGCGAACUUGACACUUUCCACAACCAGUUGCACUCUUCUUACAGCUCUCUGGGCAAGGAGUUCAAGAGCAUCUUUGAGGAACUCAUGAGACACAUUACCGAGCAGAGAAGUGAAUCUGAUAGACUCAGACAGCAACUCCAGGACGCGACCGAUACUGUCGUUGAGCAAAAUGCCAAUAUCUCCGCUCAGAUGCAACAGGUGCUUGACGAGGAGAGGAAGCAAGCCGCGAAGGACCGCCAAAACCUUCUGGCUCAAAUCACCACUCUUAUCAACGCUCAGGCCGAAACCCAGGAGACUCGUCUGGCUGAGAAGACCUCCCAGUUGCAGAAGAGUGUCCUGGACUCAAACACUGCUCUCCAAGGCAGUGUUGCUCAGUACUCUGAGGAUAUGACAGCGUGGGACUCGAAGGAGGGCCAGCUUCUGGAGGAAGUGGCCAAGUCCCGUGACACCAUGAAGAACAAGUUGAAGGAUGACUGGACCACUGCGAACGAUCACAGCACCGCCAUCCAGGCGACCACGAAGUCUGUCCACGCCGAGACUGUCCGCGUUGUCGACGAGCAGCUCAAGGACCUCGACGUCCAGAUGGAGGCACUGGACGACUUCGUCACCCGCGCGCGCUCCGAGAACGCCUCCCAUCACGAGCGUCACGGCGAGUCCAUGCAAGGCUUGUCUUCAACCGUCGAGCAGUCCUUUGGUAACAUCUCAAACCACUUCAAGGUUACCUUUGACCGUGUCAAGGACCUUGGCGAGGAGAUGGAGACCGAGACCGAGGAGAUGCAGGAUGGUCUUGAGCCUCUGACGCAGGAUCUGUGCAAGCCGUUGAGCAAUCUCCGUGAGGACAUCGAAGUCACGACCAUCCAGGAGUACCGACCCACGGGCGAGACCCCGAUGAAGGUUCAGUACCAGUACCCGACCAAGCUUCCCCGAACCGACGCACACGAAUCCCUCCUGGCCAAUCUCAAGGACGAGUCCACUCCGACCAAGCCCGUCAGCGACUCGAUGGUCUUCCCCGACAUCGAUCAGAGUGACAUCCACCGCUCGCCCCCGGUGCGCCAGUCGACCCGUAUGUCGACCCUCAGCAUGAUUUCGGAGAUGCCCCCUUUUACAAUGAGUCUGCGCGAAGUCAACCCUAACACGACUAGCAACCUUACCUUCGACCCCUCGGCGAGCAUGAUGUCCAUCAACGAAAACACGGCUCCCCUCUUGUUCAACAAGCGCACCUCGACCAGAGGCGCGCAGAAGGGACCCCGUAAGCAGACUAGCCUUCUGCCCUUGGAGGGACGGGAGAACAUGCCCCCCACUUCAUUCUCACAGAGCAUGGGACCUAAGAGGAAGAGCCCCCGCUUGAACUGA
Molecule: messenger RNA, 3501 nt
Organism: Colletotrichum karsti
Lineage: Eukaryota; Fungi; Ascomycota; Sordariomycetes; Glomerellales; Glomerellaceae
Product: kinesin related protein 2
Exons: 4
Coding region: 1-3501 (1166 amino acids)
Biological process (GO): mitotic spindle assembly; microtubule-based movement
Cellular component (GO): spindle microtubule; nucleus
Molecular function (GO): microtubule binding; plus-end-directed microtubule motor activity; ATP binding
Source: RefSeq, a predicted model, not a curated record